AUGGCUUACGAAAGGAUGCUCAAAGCACUGGUGGGCAUCAAAUGCGGUUCAGUGUCUAAGCAGCUGUCCGAUUGCCUCUGUGGAAUCAACAAUAAUGUUUCCCUCACAUCAGGCUGUAGUCUACCAAACACUUACACGAUCCCGAGCGUAGCUCGAUUAGAUGACGCACAAAAACGAGCCAUCCAAAUGUCAUUGGAGAAAGCAGUUUGUCUAAUCCAAGGACCACCAGGGACAGGAAAGACAACCACGUCGAUUUGCAUAAUCUAUCACUUGUAUCAACUAACUAGGGGAAAGAUCCUCGCACUGGCACCGAGUAAUACUGCUGUCGAUAAUCUGUGCGUCCGUGUGGCCAAAACAGGCUUGAACGUCGUACGAUUGAGCGCAUUAUCACGUCAGAACCUAUCCUCUGCCUUGCGCGAACUGGAGGUGCAUAUUAAAGCUCUUAACAUUUGUCCCGAGUUGGCGAGGUUACAACGAAAGAAGGAUCGUGAUGGAUCGCUAACAGAGCCAGAGAAGAAGCUUUAUCGACGGCUGAAAUUGAACACCGAAGGUAAGGCAUUGUAA
This is a messenger RNA of Echinostoma caproni, 564 nucleotides long. Lineage: Eukaryota; Metazoa; Platyhelminthes; Trematoda; Plagiorchiida; Echinostomatidae. The record is from the annotation of a GenBank genome assembly.